AACGUCAAAAUAUUCGAAGAGGCUGAUAAAUUAAAUUUGAUUCCUAUUUUAUCAACGAAUUCGAACAUUUGUUGCUACUCGUCAGUUGAUUAAAAUGAGUUCAAAACUCAACAUCGCCGGUUUCGGUGAGGAAAUAUCCAAUCUCGAAUAUAAUGGGUUCUGGGAUUGGUUUGUGGCCUAUGUUGAGCCGGCUAAUAUGUGGCGAGCUCAUAAGAGUUACAUCUUCUGUGAAUCAGUCUUUAUAAUCGGUGGCAUACUGAUGUUCUUCCACUCGUUGAAACAAGGUGGACGAUGGCCGUUUCUAUAUUUCGCGUCGAUUUUCCACGGUUUUACGGUUGAGCUUAUGGCAUAUUUCGUUCCACACAUAGAUAAUUUCUGGCAUGCACAAGGUAUCUUCACCUUCGUUGAGCGACGCUUGCCACUGUACGUGGUAUUUCUAUAUCCAGUGUUCUACUACCAUUCCUCCUGGGCUAUGUCGAAAAUGAAACUGAAAUGUGGAUAUGCCGAGCAUUUGGCCGUUGGCCUGAUGACUGUAUUGAUCGAUAUGCCGUACGACAUAAUUGGAAUUAAAUAUUUGCACUGGAUUUGGCACGAUACUGAUCCAAACAUUGCCGACCGUCAUUACUGGGUUCCAUGGAAUUCUUACUAUUUUCAUGUGUGCUUUUCGGCCAGUUUUCAAUUUUUCUUCCAUAAAACGAGAAGCUGGCUAGAUAAACGAGAUUUGGGGAAAUGGGAGCGGGGAACGAUAUCCUCUGAACUUGUUGCUAUAGUCAUCAGCGCUUUGUUUAGUAUGCCCGGCGGUUGUUUGUUAUUUAUUCCUUUAUAUCAUCCGUUACAUGACUUUUUCGGUGUGCCGAGUGAAGUAACCAGUAUAACGAUACUAAUUAUUUUCACGUCAAUCGUAUGGAAAUUCGAUAGGAAAAGUAACCGAUAUUCGGAACCACAAAAAAUGAGUUUCCUCUCGAAGUUGCUUAUUGUCCAUUUGAUUUGUCACUAUGCUGUCCAGCUGCUUACGGCUAUUUUCAUCAAUCCUAAAGACGUGAUUGCAGUUGGUCUACAUGAAAGAAUCGGUGAUUGUAAUGAAAUGGUCCCAGUGGAGACUGUACUAAAGACGCUUCAAAAACGAAAAUAUCUAUGCGUGACCGACUAUGAUGAGAAGUACUAUGACUUCCAUUGUUUACCGGGUCAGAAACCACCGUCGAACAACAGUGUCUGGUACACAAUAUGUGGAACUGAGUUCGAAAAUCAUGCGGAAUUAUUGACGGUAUUGUCAUUGAUAUCGUUUGUGGCUUUCAUGGUCUUCAGAUCGUUACAUUUUGACUACGAUCAACGGAUUACCGGUAGAUUGUCCGCUAAAGAAAGGGAGAAUUUGGAAAGGCCGCCUGGACAUAAAAAGAAAUCGAAGAAACAGUAAAAUUGUUUGGAAAGUCAAUUUUUUAUUAAAGAAAUUUAGUGCUACAGUAAAGGUAGUGCUCUGAA
Molecule: messenger RNA, 1479 nt
Organism: Bradysia coprophila
Lineage: Eukaryota; Metazoa; Arthropoda; Insecta; Diptera; Sciaridae
Source: RefSeq, a predicted model, not a curated record